CGGCGGCCCGCACACAAUUCCUUUGGCUUCCUUCCGAAACCCCUCCCGAGUUGCGAACCCCUCGCCAACCCUAACCCCCUGAAAAGAAGGCGAUAUCUUUCUCCUCCUUUGACUUUCUUCUAUUGGUGAGGUAUCUUCUCCUUCCGCGCAUCGUUAUCUCAAUCGAUUUCUUGCAGUGCAUCUCUCAGUUUAAACGAGCGACCAUACCGAUCUCGUGUCACGAAAGGAUCUCGGCAGUCCAAUGAGUAGCAAGAAGCGGCCCUCCAUGUCCCAAGAACCGCUAGAUAGCGAGAAUAAUGAUUCGGUUGAGGAGGUUUCCGUGGAAACUGACACAGAAUUUGAAAAAGGUGAGACCUUCAAUGCAAAGACUGCGGCAUCGGCUGCCCCUGGGUCCAUGAAUAUUAUGGAGAGGAGGAAGAAGAGGAAGGAAUUGGACAAGGCAAGGCACCGGCUUGAUGCUGAGAAGGAGCAGCCUAAAGCUAAGAUGCCUAGUGAAGGCGCUCCUUUGGCUGACACGCAGUCCGUGCCCUCUAUGGUUGCUGCCAACCAGCCUGGGUUGCAUGUAAAUGUGUUCAGGGAUCUUGCAUCUGCCGAUUCUUCGGUUAGGGAAGCUGCUGCCGAGUCUUUGGUGGUGGAGUUGUCUGUGGUUCAGAAAGCAUACGAAAAGCAAAGGGGGAAAGGGGAGGAAGAUGGGGCUCUUCAGCUAGAGGCUGAGAAGGAUGAUGGGUUGGAGGACUGUGCGCCUUCUCUGAGAUAUGCUAUUCGUCGACUUAUCCGGGGGGUGUCUUCCUCGAGGGAGUGUGCACGGCAAGGUUUUGCAUUGGGGUUAGCAGCUGUAGUUGGGACAAUUCCAACUAUUAAGUUGAACUCAGUGAUGAAAUUGAUAACUGAUUUGCUUGAUGUUUCUUCUUCAAUGAAGGGUCAGGAAGCUAAAGAUUAUCUUUUGGGUCGCCUCUUUGCUUAUGGUUCCCUUGUUAGAUCUGGGCGAAUUGUGAAGGAUUGGAGUACAAAUACUGAUACAUCAGUUAUUAAGGAUUUUAUGAGCCACAUUAUUUCUUUAGCUGGGAAGAAGCGGUACCUGAGUGAGCCAGCUGUUUCUAUAAUUUUAGAUAUGGUUGAUAAGCUACCCUCACAAGCCCUGUCAAUUGAAGUACUGAAAGCUUCUGGUGUACACGACUGGUUUAAGAGAGCUGCUGAAGUAGGAGAUCCAGAUGCUCUGUACUUAGCUUUGAAGUUGCAAGAGAAGAUUCAAGUUGAUGAUGAAGUGUUUGGCAAGCUGCUUCCUCACCCAUUUACUUCUGAGAACUUCUUUGGUCGAGACCAUCUGUUAUAUCUUGCUGAUUGCUUUAAGGAAUCAAGCUUCUGUCUGCCACGUGUUCAUAGUCUUUGGCCAGUAAUGGUGAACUUGCUUACAUUGGACAUGACAACUCAUUCUGAAGAUGUUGCAGUACGUUCAACAUCUGUUAAAAAGCAGAAGAGGAAUCGUAAAGGUAGCUCCUUUGAGGAUAUUGCCAAGAAUAUUCGUUGUUUUCAUGAAGUUGUAAUUGAAAGAUCACUUCUUCAGUCAUCUCAUGAUAGGAAACUUUUGGCGCUGGAUAUUUUGCUUCUUAUUCUCCCAAAAUUGCCUGUAUCUUGCAUUAAGGUUGUCCUAUCUAACAAGCUUGUCCAUUGCCUGAUGGACGUUCUCUCCAACAAAGAUUCCUGGUUGUACAGUGCGGCUCAGCAUUUUCUGAAGGAGUUACUAGACUUGGUUGGAGAUGAUAAUGAUCGGUGUGUUUCAGUCAUUACAUCCUUACAGAAACACAGCAGUGGUAUAUUUGAUAGUAUUUCCAGGACACAGACAGUGAAAAAUUUGGUUGCUAAAUUUAAUACGGUUCCAGGCUGUUUGCUGUUUGUGCAGGAUUUGAUUAGUUUGUUUGUGGAUGAAGGACCUAUUACAGAUGAACCAUCAGAUCAAAGUCAGACUACAGAUGAAAAUUCUGAUUUAUGCUCUUCAGAGGAUAAAGAAACUCUUGCUUCUGGGAAUAUCGAUUCCCUGAAGAAUUGGGUUAUAGAUACCAUGCCUCGUGUUUUAAAAAAUCUAAAGUUGGAUUCUAUUGCAAAGUCUUGGCCACAUACAGAAAUUGUGAAACAUAUAGAAGCGAAGUUUCGAGUGCAGACAGAAAUUACAAAAUUUUUAGCAGUUCAGGGUUUGUUCUCUGCAUCUCUAGGCACUGAAGUAACUUCAUUUGAGUUGCAAGAGAAGUUUAAAUGGCCAAAGGCUGCUAUAUCUAGUUCUCUAUGCAGGAUGUGUAUCGAGCAGCUUCAGUCCUUAUUAGAAGAUGCACAGAGAGGGGAAAGUUCACAUGCAUCAACUGGCAUUGAGUUUAAUGACCUUGGUUCUUAUUUUGUGUGUCUGUUAAACACUUUGUACAACAUUCCUUCAGUUUCACUUUAUAGGACCUUGACCAGUGAAGACGAGAAGGCAUUUAAAAAGCUGCUAUCAAUGGAAUCUAGACUUUCUCAAGAGGAAAGGAAAAUAAGGCCUGGCCUAGAUGCAAACAAAUUGCAUGCAUUUCGCUAUCUGCUAAUCCAGUUGCUGUUGCAAGUACUCGUCCGUCCAGGAGAGUUCUCUGAAGUUGCAUUGGAGUUAACUAUAUGUUGCAAGAAGGCUUUUCCUGCUGCUGCUGAUGACGGCUCUUCAGAAGAUGAAGAAUAUGAUGGUAACGAUGUGCCAGAAUUUAUGGAUGUGUUGGUGGACAAUUUACUUUCACUUCUGCCGCAGUCAUCCAGUCCAUUAUGUUUUGCUGUUGAACAGGUUUUCAAGUCUUUCUGUGAUGAUAUUACUGAUGCCGGACUCCUUCAAAUGUUGCGAGUUGUAAAGAAGGAUUUGAAGGGUCCUCGUCACCCAACGGCAAGCAGUUAUGGAGAUGAAGAAGAUGAUGAUGAUGAUUUUCUUGGAAUCGAAGAAGCAGAGGAGGCUGAUGAAGUUGGGACUGAUGACACAGUUGAUAGUGAUGGCCAUGCUGAUGGUGCUGAUGAAUUGCUUAGACCUGAGGAAACUGAUGACAAAGUUGCCAAGAAAGAUGUGGAUAUUAUGGGGACAGAGAUAGUCAAGGCAAUUGAUAAAGUUACCAAGAACGAGGAACUUUCAGCUUCUGAUGAUUCUGAUGAUGACAUGGAUGAUGAUGCGAUGUUUCGUAUGGAUUCUUAUAUUGCAAGGAUAUUCAAGGAACGGAAAAUUUCUGGCAGUGACAGUGCUCAAUCACAGCUUAUACCUUUCAAACUUCGUGUUCUCUCACUUCUAGAGAUUUAUCUGCAGAAAAAUCCAGGUAAACCUCAGGUCUUGAUGGUUUAUUCUUACUUGGCUCAAGCUUAUGUGAAUUCACAUAUGACUGAGGGUGGGGAGCCUCUCAAACAACGCAUUGGGGGAAUUGUGCAGAAGAAAGUAUUUAAAGCAAAGGACUACCCAAAAAGUGACGACAUACAGCUUCAUAGUCUUGAAAUCUUGUUGGAGAAGAGUCUAAAAUCAGCAUCACGUUCACGGUAUAAAACCGUAUCUUCUUUUGCUCAAACCUCCACGUUUUGGUUGUUAAAAGUCAUGCAUUCACGGGACUUGUCAAAAUCUGAACUUGAGAGUGUGGCCAAUGAUUUUCAAAACGUAUUGGUUGACUACUUCAGUAAUAAGAAGUCUCGACUGAAAGCUGGCUUCAUCAAAGAGGUUAUUAGAAGGCAUUCGUGGCUUGGGCUUCUGCUCUUUGGCUUCCUUUUGGAGAAGUGUGGGACUGCAAAAUCAGAAUUUCGACAAAUUGAGGCCCUAGAUGUCAUAGAUUGUAUUAUUAAAACGUGUAUUCCAACUGGCAAAGGAGAGAAAGAUCAAGAUGACUCGAGUAGAGCUAAAUUUUUAAAGAAAAACUUGCCAGCGAUCUGUGAGCUGAUGGAAAAGCUGUUGACCAAGAUGCCAGAAAAGCAAUCACGACGUGCAGAAGUGCGGCGGUUUUGCAGUCGGAUCUUGAACACAGUCUCAAUGCUUAACCUGAACAAGGCUUUUCUUAAGGUUCUGAAGCCAGAUGCACGCGUCCUUUGUGAGCAUCAACUUGGAGAGGCAUUUCAUCCCUUUAAGAGUUCUAGUUAAGUGAAGUGCUUGCAAGCCAUUCAAUUAGAUGGUGAAAGGAGGUACUUAGGCUUCUACCGGAUGCGGCUGAAAUCAUCUGGAGGCCAUUCAAGAUGGGGUCCUAAAGCUUCAAUGCAAGUGAUUGUGGAGGAAGUCGGUAUGUUUGCUGCUGAAACCAUUGUUCAAAUUGGAUUCUUUGAAAGUGGCCGUUUAUUCAUCAGUUUUGCAGUUUUGGGAAGGAUGUGAUGGAACACUUCCCAAUGUAUUUGUGAGAUUAGUAAAAGAGAAAUCGAAAGAAACAAUUUCACCCAACAGCCCUAAAGCGAUAGUUUUACAACCCUAUAUAACGUUGUUCUUUGUGAAACAUAUAUAUUUGUUUUUGAGUCAAGUAGGAUAGUGUUUGCCGUGUAAAAUUUGUGCAAGGAACUAAUUCUGCAUGCCUUGCUAGAAUACUUAAAUGUUUUGGUCAAUUUGCUUGUGCUGAUGCUCGAAAUACUCAUUCGUAGUGGUAUGACCAUUGUUCAUCUUUGGAAUCA
Molecule: messenger RNA, 4629 nt
Organism: Musa acuminata AAA Group (dessert banana)
Lineage: Eukaryota; Viridiplantae; Streptophyta; Magnoliopsida; Zingiberales; Musaceae
Product: rDNA transcriptional regulator pol5-like
Exons: 9
Coding region: 242-4114 (1290 amino acids)
Biological process (GO): regulation of DNA-templated transcription
Cellular component (GO): nucleolus
Molecular function (GO): DNA binding; transcription factor binding
Source: RefSeq, a predicted model, not a curated record